UGUAACAGAGGCUUACAGGAGUUACCAAUUUUAAUCUGGAAUAAUGACAAUCAUCACAUCUGAUAAACGCUGGAGAUUAACUGGCUUCUUGUGUCAUCUCAAAUGCAGUUAGUUCAACCAAGGUUUGCUGGUUUGAUGUUUUUACUUUUGUUGUGUGACUGUGUUAGCUUUGGUAGUAUAAACACUGUUGUUUAAUGUCUGUGUAUAUACAGUCAUAGGCCUCCUAUGACUUUCUGUCAGAGAAAGAGCAAGAGAAGAACAUGCUGACUGUGCUCUGCAUCACCGUCUACAAACCUAACCAGAUUUGAAGAAGUGGUGUAGGAAGAAGAUCAGCACAUUGGCCCAGGGCUCUCAGUAUAGCUAGGAGAGGUUUCAUUUUUAACCGUGCUUUAGUCCUUGAAUGAAGCAACUGAUGAGCACUCAGAGAUGAGAAGAGCACACAUAUCUACAGGAGUUUCAUGUUGUACAGGAGCUUUAGAAGGGUUUCUCUGUAAAAUACAAUGAUGCCAGGUGAGGUUAUUAUGAAGCUCAAAUGUAUGCUGACACCUGAAACGCUGUGGAUUCCUGCCACGGUGCUGCUAUAUCUCAUCUUGCUUCUAUGCACCGUCAAAACAGCCCAAAACACAUCAGUGCACAGAAGAGACGUUUCAGCUGAACUUCAUGAAAAGGCUGUGCUGUCAUCACAAUUCUGUGAUAUAAACCAAACUAAUAAAAUCUAUAGUAUGACAUGGAGGAAACAUGAAAAGGAAACACAUAAAGUUCUUCUUCAUGUAGUCUAUAAUGAUACAAAGUAUUAUUCGUCAUAUGAAGGCCGUAUCAAGUAUCAUUUCAAUAAUCAAAGCCUGAUCUUCUAUGAGGUACAGAAAAAAGAUGAAGGUGUUUAUGAGGCAAGCCUGGAAUAUAAAAAUGCUACAAUACUAUCUUACAAUAUUACCUUAUGGGUCAAUACCCCUCCCAAGAUCCACAUCCACGUAAACGAUUCUCAUCGGACACUAACCUGCAAAUACGACACAGCAGCAGGCGAAAUACUCAGGAAGUGGCUGCAGAAUGGGCAGCCUCUCUCUCUAAAUGACAGAUACACUUUGAGCGAGGGAAACCAGACUUUGCUCUUGAAUAAUAUGACUGUGGAAGACUGCCGGACCUACACCUGCUUGGUGACUGAUGGCCGGAGUGAGAAAGAGGCUCACAUCCGCCUUACUGGUGAGGACAUGCCUUUGUGCGGAGAAAGUACUACAUCCACUGCAACCCUGCAAGAUAGGGUUGUCAUAGCAUUAAUUGCCUCUGCAGCUAUCAUUUUUAUUGUUUUUUCCAUCAUUUGCCUGAGGAAAUGCUAUCUGGGCCAUUGCAGGAAAGAUCAGACGACUGAAGGUAACAAGACAGCAACAGCACAAUCACAAAAGACCCGGUAUACGAGUGCGACAGAGUGUGCUUACACGCUCCCAGACGACACUUCUGAUCAUCACGUAUAUGAAACAAUCGGAGAACCCAAGGAAGAAACUAAUGCGACUUGUGUCUACACGCUACAAGGAAGCCAGCCCCCCUCACUCUCCAGUCCAAGCCAGGAGCAGCAAAAUGAGGGUAUAUAUUCCUACAUCGGCCAUCCUCAGCCAACGACACCGAGCCCCCAGACAUCCCUGGAGCCGUAGAUCUUCAGUGAUGGAUCAAUGAGACUCCUUGGGGACGAUGCUUGUAGGGUGGUGAUGUCCAAACUGAUCACAAAGAAGUCCUUAACUUUGCAGUCUUCUUCUUUUUAUUUUAUUCCAGACAGAAUUCACCAAGCGAUUAUAUAAAUCAGUAGAAUAAGCAGAAACAACAAAAGUAAAUGGGAUAUUUCUUUGUGCCGCACUUCUGUUACUGUCAUUAUUUGUGGAGAACUAGUGGCAUAAGCUUCUUUUAAUGGAUUCCAGUGCCAAAUUUUUUUUCGCCGGGGGGGGUUGGGGGGGUGCUGUGGCUUCUCAUUUCUGGACACAUGUCCAUUUGGACAAACAAAGCGUCUGACCCUCAACCAUUAAAUGUUACAAAUGUAUAGAAUGUUUUUUGUGAAAUAUCCUUAAGGUAUACCGUAUUAACUUUUAUAGUCUUGUCAUAGAAAAAGCAAAAUUAUAUAUAUAUAUAUAGUUUGCUGUCCAGCGGUUUAUGAUGCAAUGUAACAUGCUUCGGCAAUUUAAACUAAUAGAUCAAUAGCUUCCUGUUCCUCCCAACAAAAGGGGUCUAUCAAACCCCCAUGGGGUCUCCUGUUUCUGUGGGCUCCAGUGUGGCUGCACUGGCUGCACUGCCUAUAGUUCCACCAGUGGUGUGAAAGCUAACACCUUCGAAAGCCCUUCCAGUUUGAUACAGAAGGAGCAAUGCUGUGACAUUAAUGGCAUGUGCACAAAUUUGCAAUAUAACCAUGUCAGUAAACAGGUAACCAAGCACA
Paramormyrops kingsleyae is the source of this 2416-nucleotide messenger RNA. RefSeq lists its product as uncharacterized. NCBI's taxonomy places the organism in Eukaryota, Metazoa, Chordata, Actinopteri, Osteoglossiformes, Mormyridae. Gene Ontology annotation, cellular component: membrane. The record is from RefSeq and is a predicted model, not a curated record.